AUGGCUGACCACAAUGGCCGACCACAAUGGCUAACCACAAUGGCCGACCACAAUGGUCAGCAGGACCCCAGGGUCACUCACAACCUGUCCCUCUGUCUAUCCAGCAGGUCCCCAGGCUCACUCACAGCCUGUCCCUCUGUCCAGCCAGCAGGGCCCCAGGGUCACUCACAGCCUGUCCCUCUGUCCAGCCAGCAGGACCCCAGGGUCACUCACAGUCUGUCCCUCUGUCCAGCAGCAGGUCCCCAGGGUCACUCACAGCCAGUCCCUCUGUCUAUCCAGCAGGUCCCCAGGGUCACUCACAGCCUGUCCCUCUGUCUAUCCAGCAGGUCCCCAGGGUCACUCACAGCCUGUCCCUCUGUCUAUCCAGCAGGACCCCAGGGUCACUCACAGCCUGUCCCUCUGUCCAGCCAGCAGGACCCCAGGGUCACUCACAGCCUGUCCCUCUGUCCAGCCAGCAGGACCCCAGGGUCACUCACAGUCUGUCGCUCUGUCCAGCCAGCAGGUCCCCAGGGUCACUCACAGCCUGUCCCUCUGUCUAUCCAGCAGGUCCCCAGGGUCACUCACAGCCUGUCCCUCUGUCUAUCCAGCAGGUCCCCAGGCUCACUCACAGCCUGUCCCUCUGUCCAGCCAGCAGGGCCCCAGGGUCACUCACAGCCUGUCCCUCUGUCCAGCCAGCAGGACCCCAGGGUCACUCACAGUCUGUCCCUCUGUCCAGCAGCAGGUCCCCAGGGUCACUCACAGCCAGUCCCUCUGUCUAUCCAGCAGGUCCCCAGGGUCACUCACAGCCUGUCCCUCUGUCUAUCCAGCAGGUCCCCAGGGUCACUCACAGCCUGUCCCUCUGUCUAUCCAGCAGGACCCCAGGGUCACUCACAGCCUGUCCCUCUGUCCAGCCAGCAGGACCCCAGGGUCACUCACAGCCUGUCCCUCUGUCCAGCCAGCAGGACCCCAGGGUCACUCACAGUCUGUCGCUCUGUCCAGCCAGCAGGUCCCCAGGGUCACUCACAGCCUGUCCCUCUGUCUAUCCAGCAGGUCCCCAGGUUCACUCACAGCCUGUCCCUCUGUCUAUCCAGCAGGUCCCCAGGGUCACUCACAGCCUGUCCCUCUGUCCAGCCAGCAGGUCCCCAGGGUCACUCAAAGCCUGUCCUUCUGCCCCACGCCCAGCCCCCCUCCCCGCAGGCUUUCGUCUUGUGA
Messenger RNA from Erinaceus europaeus (western European hedgehog), 1191 nucleotides. RefSeq lists its product as uncharacterized. NCBI's taxonomy places the organism in Eukaryota, Metazoa, Chordata, Mammalia, Eulipotyphla, Erinaceidae. The transcript is spliced from 6 exons. The record is from RefSeq and is a predicted model, not a curated record. The coding region runs from base 1 to 1191 and encodes 396 amino acids.